This is a messenger RNA of Fusarium redolens, 22905 nucleotides long. RefSeq lists its product as uncharacterized. Lineage: Eukaryota; Fungi; Ascomycota; Sordariomycetes; Hypocreales; Nectriaceae. The coding region runs from base 1 to 22905 and encodes 7634 amino acids. The record is from RefSeq and is a predicted model, not a curated record. The transcript has a single exon. Gene Ontology annotation, molecular function: catalytic activity; phosphopantetheine binding.
AUGGCACCCACUGCUUGCGGCUGUCUCAGGACUGCUGAUCAGUCAAUGCCGGAUCUGGAGCCUGCCAUGUUCCCGCGGUUCGAUUUGGCUGAGGCGACGCAUUCCGAGUACUUGGAAUUCGCCAGUCAGGCAGACCACGUUGCACCCGAGGAUCUGGCCGACAUGUGCAGUGCACUUUGGGCAGCAUGGGCGAUCCUUCUUGGCUGUUUCACCGGGCUAGACAACGUAUGUUUCGGACUUGACAGUCAGCACAGCGUUACCAAAACGUCGGGACAUGCAGAACGCAUGAGACAAGCUGUGCAUAUUCGUUUGCCUGCCAAUCAGCGUGUCCAGGAAAUUCUCACCGACAGCUUUUCUUCGCUGGUUCUGGUACGAGACGAAGAGGCCAAAACACUAUUCAACACUAUUCUAUCAAUUCAUAGCCUCGCCCCUGGGCCAAACAAAGUCGCCCAGGACCUUCCUUCGUGGUGCAAAAUUCGCCUGACGGUAGAUCCUGUGACGCUCGACACUGUCCUGACAUGGAACCCUUCAUUCAUGAGCCGAGAUCAAGCAGAGAACGUCAGCAGCACCUUCGACAAGAUUUUGAGGGAAACCAUCAACCGCCCCGAGACUCUCGUGUCAAAGAUCAACUGCUUCAGUGAGCGAAAUGAGCGACAAGUCCUGGCCUGGAACAGCAACUCUGUGAGGAAUGUGCACAAGUGCAUCCACCAAGCCGUGUCAAUGCAAGGAGUGUUAAGACCCGAUGCAGAGGCCAUUUGCGCUUGGGAUGGAAGCCUUUCAUACCAACAGGUCUUGUCCCUAUCAGAUCGUCUUGCCUGUCGUCUGCAAACCUCGGGCGUUGGGCCUGAAGUCUUUGUGCCCAUCUGCUUCGAUAAAUCUAAAUGGGUUGUUGUUUCCAUGCUGGCGGUGCUCAAGGCAGGCGGUAUCUUUGUGCCUCUCGACCCUGCGCAACCACUGCUUCGUCUACAAUCUCUCGCGCAAAAGGUGGAAGCCAAGACUAUCCUGUGUUCCCCUCAACACCAGCGCAUGCUAGAGAGUAUAGCGUCCGAGUUGAUCCCCGUCGAUGACCAGCUAUUCACCGAACUAGCUGAGCAUAGUGACGAGGUCGACUGCGGAUCGUGGCGCAACGGAGCCUAUAUGAUAUUCACGAGUGGGACAACGGGUGAGCCAAAAGGCGCCCUCAUCGAGCAUGGAGCCCUCAUGUCGAGUGCACUCGCUCACGGACCUGCAAUGAUGAUGGACUCCAACACGCGAUCGUUUCAAUUCGCUGCGUCUACCUUUGACGUGAGCAUCACCGAGAUCUUGACCUGCCUGAUAUUGGGUGGAUGUGUCUGCAUACCAAGCGAAGACGCUCGGCUCAACGCCGUCGAAGAGGCCAUCACACAGCUCCGAGCAAACUGGGCGCUACUUACUCCGACAUUCGUCAAAUUCAUCAACCCUACCAAUGUGCCGACCUUGAAGACACUUGUCACUGGUGGAGAGGCCAUGACGCAGGCCAUCAUCCGCUCGUGGUCUCACAUCAACCUCAUCAACUGCUACGGCCCUGCCGAGACGUCUGUUGUUUCACACGUCCACCGAGGCAUGGUACAAGGGACCAAUCCGCUGAACAUUGGCCAUCAGGUCGGCAUACACUGCUGGAUUGUGGAUCGGGACAAUCACGAUCGUCUCAUGCCUGUCGGUGCUGUCGGCGAAUUGGUCAUCCAAGGUCAUACGCUCGCACGCGAGUACUACAAAGAGCCCGACAAGACGAGCGAGGCCUUCAUUGAAGAUCCAUCGUGGGCAAAAGACCAACCACCGCGAGCGGGCUCUAGACGAAUGUACAAGACGGGUGAUCUCGUCAAGUACAAUCACGAUGGUACCUUUCAUAUCGCUGGCCGCAAAGAUGCCCAGAUCAAGUUUCACGGGCAACGCAUCGAACUCGGAGAGAUAGAGUAUCACAUCAAUGCCAGCGCCAGCAUCAAGCAUGGUAUGGUCGUCCUGCCAAGAGAAGGCUUCUGCAAUGGCCGGCUCUUGGCCAUCGUGCAGCUCUGCGAUGCCCUGAAUCAGGACCUCGUGCCCAACGGCCAGCCCUAUAAGCUGAUCGACGGCCAGCUCGAGAGUACGGCGCAGGACAAGAUUGCAGAGGCCAAGGAUCUGCUUAUCGAGAGGCUACCUUCAUACAUGAUACCGUCCAUGUGGCUUGCCGUCGAGUUCAUCCCUCGCCUCCAAUCUGGAAAACUCGACCGUAAGCAAACUGCAAAAUGGGUCGAUGGCAUGAGCGAGGCCCUUUAUCGACAACUCAAUCCUGUAGCAGUCGUUCAGCGUUCGGGGGAUCUGCAGUGCAAAAACAAGAUUGAGUUGGAGCUACACAAGAUCUGGACGUACGUCUUGAACCUCAAGGAAGAGCAACUUGGCCUUGCACAGUCCUUCCUGAGUGUUGGUGGUGACUCCAUCUCAGCGAUGCAAGUCAUGAGCGAGUGCAAGAAACGUGGCCUUGGCCUGGCAGUCUCGCAUAUCAUCAAUUGCAAGUCCAUCAGCGCACUGGCACUACAGGUCAAGGAUAUUGAGAGGCCCACGCUUCUCCACGAGAUGGUGGAAAAGCCUUUUGACCUCUCGCCCAUCCAAAAGCUCUACUUCUCGAGGCCGAACUACAACCAGGGUCACUACAACCAGAGCUUUCUCCUCCGGACGAGCCAACAUAUCCAUGAGUCAGAUCUGCGCAAGGCAAUGGAGACUGUCAUUUCCAGGCACUCGAUGCUCCGUGCCAGGUUCCAGCAGGAUGCCAGUGGGGAGUGGCAACAACGCAUCAGCAACGAUGUUACGUCCUCGUAUCGGCUGCGUGCCUUGAAACUGGCUUCGCGAGAGGACGUCGAUCACUCGCUUGUCGAUAGCCAGACUUGCCUGGAUCCUGUAGGCGGCCCACUUGUUGCUGCUGAUCUUAUUGAACGAGACGCAGAAGAGCAGCUCUUGUUCGUCGUGGCGCAUCAUCUGGUCAUUGACCUUGUCUCGUGGAGAAUCAUCCUCCAAGAGCUCGAGGAGAUAUUGCUCCGGCCUGAAGUUGUGCAUGAUACAGAUCGCCCACUCCCGUUUCAGGUCUGGUGUAAGAUGCAGUCCGAGCAUGCUGAAGCCCAGACCCCAGACCAAGUACUGCCAAUCCACGGUAUUCCCGACGGAGACUCCGAGUACUGGGGAAUGACGAACAUACCCAAUCUCUAUGGGCAGAUGGCUCGUCAAGGCUUUGAAAUCGGGCCGUACCAAACAUCUCUUCUUGUAUCCAAAUGCCAUGACUCUCUACGAACAGAGAUCCCGGAUGUUCUUAUGGCAGCAAUGGUCUAUUCCUUUGGCCAGAUAUUCACGGACCGUCCAAUUCCAGCCGUGUUUGCAGAAGGCCACGGCAGGGAGGCCUGGGACAGUUCAAUUGACUUGUCAAACGUGGUGGGAUGGUUCACUACCAUUUACCCCGUCUUUGCUGGCUCAGAUACGCAUUCCAGUCUCAUCGAUACAGUCAAGAUGAUCAAGGAUGGAAGACGCAAGGUUCCCGAUAACGGCCGGCCUUACUUUGCGAGCCGCUGGCUGACAAAAGAGGGUAAAGAAGCCUUUUCUCGCCACUGGCCAUUGGAAAUCACCUUCAAUUACCUCGGCCAGUACCAGCAACUGGAGCGUGAGGGCGCUCUUUUCACUGCUGAGAGCAAUAUCGCCGGCGAGAUUAGGGAGGCCAGUCAAGGCGCAGACGUCGGGCCUCUGACAGCCUGUAUCUCCCUAUUCGAGGUGUCAGCCGUCAUCAUCAAGGGAUCUCUCCGUUUCUCAUUUGGGUUCAGCCAGAACAUGAAGCACCAACCACAGAUUCGCCAGUGGAUUUCCUACUGCGAGCAGAGUCUCGGCGAACUUAUUACAUCUCUGUCUUCAAUGGCACCCGAGCCUACUCUAAGCGAUUUCCCGCUCCUCUCCCUGACCUACGAUCGUCUGAGGGUAUUCACAGAGGAGAAACUGCCCGAGGCUGGGAUUACAGACGUGGAUCUUAUCCAAGAUGCCUACCCUUGCUCUCCGAUGCAAUCAGGGCUCUUGGUCAGCACCACUAGGGAGAACGCUGCUUACGCUGCAUACACGCUCCACGAGGUCAAGAGUAGGAGCGGCGAGACGGUGGAUGUUGUGAAACUCAUCACUGCUUGGAAACGCAUGGUCCAAUACCACCCUAUUCUCAGAACUAUCUUCUUGGAAAGCGUUACAUUGGAAGACUCCAUCUACGACCAAGUAGUGCUAAAAGAAGUUCAAGUUCCGUUCACUGUUUCCGAGAGUGGUACAGACGAGGAGGCAAUUGCGGCUCUGAAAGUGCCUACGAAUCACGGCGACAACUCAUCCCGGCUGCUACACCAUUUCCAAGUUUGUAAAGCAAAGAGCGGCAGGGUGUUUUGCAGAUUGGACAUCAGUCACGUCAUCAUGGAUGGCACUUCGCUGUCAAUCCUCUUCCGCGACCUUGCACUUGCAUACCAAGGAAGCCUCAAGGCUGAAACAGGCCCGCCGUAUCGCGAUUACAUCAAAUCCCUGCAAACCCAGCUGGUUCAACCCGGCAUCGACUAUUGGAAAUCUUACCUGGCUGGUAUCGAGCCGUGUCUUUUCCCCGUCCUGGACGACGGGGAAAUUGCCGAGGUCAAGGAGCUGAGACACUUGAGGGUCAGAUUUGACGAGCUCGCUGAGUUGCAGAGCCUUUGUGAGCACCAGGGAGUCACGAUUGUCAACGCCAUAUAUGCUGCCUGGGCAGCCACAUUGUGUUUGUAUACUGGCUCUGAUGAGGUUUGCUUUGGAUAUCUGACAUCGGCUCGUGACCUGCAAAUUGAAGGCAUCCGUGAUACGGUUGGUCCCAUCAUCAACAUGGUCACAUGUCGUGUCAACGUUGAUAGUGCGACCAACUUCGGAGACAUAAUGAGCUCAGUGCAGAGGGACUAUCUCGAUAGUUUAGAGUACCGCCACACUCCCUUGGCCCAGGUUCACCACGCCCUUCAGCUCUCCGACGCCGUUCUGUUCAACACAGCCUUGUCGUAUAGAAAGCUACCACCAAUCCCGCAGACGGACCUUGUGUUCGAGGAAUGCUGCCCUACUUAUGACCCUGAUGAGUACAAUGUGUCAGUCAAUGUCGAAGCAGGCGAGCAAGACAUGGCCAUUGACUUGAUGUACUGGUCCGAUACUCUGUCGGGUGGACAGGCUGCCAAUGUUGGUAGCACUUUUACAAAGGCGCUCAGCAAUAUCCUGCAUCAUUGCAACCAGCCCAUUGCCCAGCUCGACCAAUUAGGUUCCUGGCAUAGCAAUCAGAUCUGCCAAUGGAACCAGCGGAUUCCCGAAGCCAUUGAAAGCUGCAUCCAUGGCUUGUUCAAACAGCAGGUGGGCUUACGUCCUGACAGCCCCGCGAUUGUCUCAUGGGAUAUGGACUUUACCUAUGCUGAGCUUGAUGACGCCUCCGAUAAGCUCGCCCAUCACAUUAGUUCCUUGGGCGUCGGCCUGGAGACCUUCGUGAUGGUCUGCUUCGACAAGUCUGCAUUUGCCAUAGUUUCUAUGCUGGCCAUUCUCAAAGCUGGCGGCGUAUGCGUACCUCUGGACCCAGCACACCCGGACACUGCGUUUCGACUUCGUGCCGAGGAUACAGGGGCUACUAUCGCCCUUGUGUCUCCCUCAUUGGUGUCCAAGCUCAGCUACAUCGCCAAGACAACGGUGUCUGUGGACGCAGAUCUACUUCGAACCAUCUCGACGGCACUUGAGCCACCUCUUCCUCAGGUCACGCCUCAUAACGCCUGCUUCGUUAUUUACACCUCUGGUAGCACAGGACGUCCUAAGGGUGUGGUGCUAGAGCAUAGAGGAAUCGCCAGCAACGCCAUAUACUCAGGCCCCAAGCUAGGCUACGGCCCGGACUCGAGGGUGUUGCAGUUCGCUUCUUACACCUUUGAUAACAGUCUUGCCGAAAUAUUCAACACCAUCAGCCUGGGGGGUUGCGUAUGCGUACCCUCGGACCAUGAGAGACUCAACGACUUGGCCGGAGCAAUUAAUCGGUACAGGGUCACAUUGGCUGAUAUAACACCCACGGUGGCCUGCUUCCUCAAGCCAUCAGAAGUCCCGACCUUGAAGACUCUGGCUCUAGGAGGCGAAGCAGUGACUGCCAAGUGUGUUGGCAUCUGGCGCAACUUUGUGUCUCUGCAAUGCUGCUACGGGCCGUCAGAAUGCUCCGUCAACUCGACCUACUGUGGAGAUAUUGCCCAGCCAGGGAAAGCCAACAACAUUGGCCGUGCCAUUGGUAGCGUCGCUUGGGUAGUUGAUGCGACCGAUCACAACCUCCUCGUCCCAAUUGGUUGCGUAGGCGAGCUCCUCAUCGAUGGCCCUAUCGUCUCUCGAGGCUACCUAAAUUUGCCAGACAAGAUGGCACAGUCUUUUGUUCCUCCACCCGCUUGUAUCGAGGGAAUGACUGAGAACGGUAGACUGGAUCGCAAACUCUACAAAACCGGCGACCUUGUGCGCUACAAUUCCGAUGGCACCCUUACGUACUUGGGGAGAAAGGAUACUCAGGUCAAGCUCAAUGGCCAGCGCAUCGAACUUGGAGAGAUCGAGCACCACAUCGAGAAGAAUCUUCCCAAAGGCUGGGAAUCUGCCGUGGAGCUUAUCACAUCAGAGGGCAGGAAGUCUCUCGCCUGCUUUGUCUGUGCUGAUGCCGAUGUUUCCCUCCGUGAAACAAGCGAUGAGAGCAUGGUAUUGGACAUGGAUGACACUUUCAGGGCUCAUGCCAAACGGCUCGAGAUUGUGCUCUUCAAUGCAGUUCCCGCCUACAUGGUCCCAUCCGCGUGGCUUCCCGUCUCCAAGAUGCCUCUUACUUCGUCAGGCAAGCUGAAUCGGCGCAGCCUCAGGGUUCUGGGAGAGUCGGUGCCGGCAACAAAGAUGAAGUCAUACAAGCUCGCCCUCAAGAGCGGCAGAGCACCAUUCAGCGAAGUGGAGAGACAGCUGGCCGCUAUGUGGGCUGAGCUGCUGAACAUGGACGUGGCGUCUAUCGGGGUCCAAGAUCACUUCUUCAAACUUGGAGGCGACUCGAUCGGGGCCAUGCAACUGGUGACGCUUGCUCGAUGUUCCAACAUGGACUUGACCGUGGCUGGGGUGUUCCAAAAGCCAUCCCUAUUGGAUAUGGCGGACUCGGCGGUACCAUUAUCCAAGGCCCCGAUCACGGCAUACCGGCCGUUCUCGUUGUUAUCUGGCGAGUGUUCGGUCGAUGCGUUGCGACAAACUGUUGCUGCCUCUGCUUGUAUCAGCGUCGGAGAUAUUCAAGAUAUCUAUCCUUGUUCCGCAUUGCAAGAGGGUCUCAUGGCUCUCUCGACUAAGGAGCCUGGAGCUUAUGUGGCUCAACUCAUCUAUCGAUUACCAACCGACAUAGACACCAUCAGGUUCCAGAAGGCUUGGAGUCUUGUGGUAGAGGCUGAACCAACACUGCGAACGAGGAUUGUUCAUACAGAAGAUGCCGGGUUCGUGCAGGUUGUUGUAGCUGAGGAAACCCCCCAAUGGUCCACUAUUGACAGUCUCUCUGAUGCCGACGCGAUUCGACGCCAGCUUCCGCUCCAUAAUGGUGGGAGAUUGACCAACUAUAGUCUCGCUGACGAUGGCUUUACUGGCAAAUGCUUUGUGUGGACUAUUCACCAUUCCAUCUAUGAUGGCUGGUGUCUCCCUCUCAUCCUGGACAAGGUCAAGCGAUGCUACCAUGACGAUCUGAGUUCCAUGCAACUCAAGGGCCCUGACUACUCCGGCUUUAUUAAAUACCUCACAGACCUUGACACGAAUAAAGACGCCGACUUCUGGAAGUCCCAUCUUUCCAACAUGUCCACCCAGCACUUCCCACGUCUUAACGCUGAUUACCAGGCUUCCGCAAAGAGCUUGAUGAUUCACAAAGCAACAUUGGCGAGCACAUCUGGAUCAGAGAUCACUGCCGCUACUAGAAUCCGCACAGCCUGGGCAAUGGCGGUUUCUACCUACUCUGGAACCAACGAUGUCGUCUUCUGGGAAACGAUGACAGGGCGCGAUGCUCCUGUCGUCGGAAUUGAGGAAAUGGCGGGUAUCACGUUAGCAACUGUGCCGACGCGUGUAGUCAUUGAGCCCUCACAGACAAUCACUGAACUACUUGCCUCUGUCCAAGAUCACUCAGCAGCUGUGAGAAGGCACCAGUUCGCUGGCAUUCAAUCCAUCAAGAAUAUCAACGCUGAUACGGCCCUUGCUUGCGGCGCUCAGAAUCUCUUGGCCAUAAACUAUGGACCUCGGGAGUUGACAGAUGACUUUUGGUGCGAGCAGUCAAACGAAAUGGCUGGUACUAAUUUCUACUCAUCAUACCCGCUCAUGCUCUCGUGCCACCUUUCAGACGGCGAGCUCGAGACUGUCGUGCACUUUGAUCCCAAUGUGAUACCUGAGCCUCAGAUGCAGCGCAUCAUGCACCACUUUGCACUGAUGUUGGAGUCCGUCUUCUCCUCUGAUCUGUUGGAUGAGAAGCUUGGCAAUAUACCUUUGUUGAGCUGCAGUGACCACCAGACGCUGCAGGAUAUGAGCCAUGUUUCGACUCCCCCAUUUGAUGGACUUAUCCACGACGCUAUCAGGACUCAGACACUAGCCCAACCACAAGACAAGCUCGCUGUCGUGUCGUGGGACCAAAACCUCACAUACGCGGAUCUGGACUCUCAAUCUACACGUCUUGCUGGUGUUUUGGUCGAAAAUGGCGUUUCAGUCCAUUCUACUGUUCCUUUCUGCAUGGACAAGUCAUCUUUGGUUGUCGUCUCCAUCAUGGCCAUCCUCAAGUCGGGUGCUGCCUUUGUGCCACUGGAUCCGGCACAUCCCGACGCUCGAAUCGAGGGCAUUCUUACCGACACUGGGGCCACAGUCGUCCUCUCGUCCGACCAGCACGCUGAGCGCUUAACGAAGCUCGGAUCACAGGUGAUCUCGGUCUCGCAAGCUUUGGUAGACGGUAGUACCCUAGGCCAAGAUGAACCAACUAGGCAAGCAGCUCUAUCAUUAUCUGCCAACAGCCCGGCUUACAUCAUCUUCACCUCUGGCACAACGGGGAAGCCCAAGGGAACCAUUGUUGAUCACUCAGCAUUUUGCACUGGUGCGUAUGCACAUGGCCGCGCCAUGGGCAUUACAGCAUCGUCGCGCGUCUUGCAAUUUGCUUCCCACACAUUUGACGCCAGCAUCAUGGAGAUCCUUACUACGCUUAUUCAUGGCGGGACAGUCUGUGUGCCAAGUACCGACGAGCGUCUCCACGAUCUUGCGGGGGCUAUAAACCGCAUGCGUGUCAACUGGGCUUUGUUAACGCCUUCUGUGGCCCAGCUGCUUCAGCCGUCGCUUGUGCCUGGGCUCGAGACACUGGUGCUCGGAGGUGAGGCCAUGUCCUCUGCUCAUAUCUCUUCCUGGGCGUCAUCAGUUCGUCUUAUGAACGCGUACGGACCCAGUGAGACUGCCGUGGUAGCUGCUGUCAACCCGACUGUUACGCUGAAUUCUUCUCCGUCGAAUAUUGGUCACGCAGUGGGGGGUAUCUGCUGGGUCACCGACGCCACCAACCACGACAGACUUAUGCCUGUUGGCGCUGUAGGCGAACUCUUGAUAGAAGGGCCGAUCCUCGCUCAAGGGUAUCUGAAUAACCCCCAGAGAACUGCAGAAUCCUUUAUCACCAACCCCAAGUGGUGCCAACAGUUCCCAACCGCGGCUGUAGGCAUGGAACGCAGAUUUUACAAGACGGGGGAUUUGGUCAAGCUUACUGAGGGUGGGAUUGAGUUCCAUGGACGAAAGGAUGAUCAAGUCAAGGUCAACGGUCAGAGAAUCGAGUUGUCUGAGAUUGAGCACCAUUUGAGCGCGGACCCUGCCGUCGAGUCCUGUCUGGCCGCUGUUCCAGCUUCCGGCCCCUUCAAAGCCCGCCUGGUAGCCAUUCUAUCCCUCCACUCUCUUGCUGUCAUCAAGGCAGAAAUGACAGGAGAUGAAGAGAUGCAGAUCAUGCACAAGUAUGCUCCGUCCCUUUUGAUGGGUAUUCGUGAGGGCCUUGCAAGGCAUCUGACAAGUUACAUGAUCCCAUCUUUGUGGAUUGUCGUGAGCCAUAUUUCUCUCCUCCCCUCUGGCAAGCUUGACCGCAGGCGCGCUAUGAGAUGGGUCGAGGGUAUGACUCUUGAACAAUACCAUCUGAUUCUUGAUGCACAGGAAGAGGCGUCCGCUCUGGAUAGAGAAGCAUCGGAAGUGGAGAUCAAGCUUAGGGCUGCUUGGGCCAAGGCACUGAACCUCAAGGUCGACGUGGUGCCAUUCAAGCAGUCAUUUCUCCAUCUCGGCGGUGAUUCAAUAUCCGCUAUGAAGCUGAUGGCCAUUUGCCGCUCCUCCAAUAUGGCUGUGUCCGUCAGUCAGAUUAUGCGAGCCAAGUCCAUCAUCGACCUUGCCUCUGCCGUCACCAACGUCGAGGAUGUCAUGUAUGAUGAAGAACAGCUGAACAAACCUUUUGAACUGUCACCCAUUCAAAAGGUCUACUUUGAGAGUAUCGGCCUAGGUUCUCACCACUUCAACCAAAGCAUGACUCUGGCCACGACCCGCAACAUCACCUCGCAGGAGCUAUCGAAAGCUUUGCACUCUAUCGUCAAGAUGCAUAGCAUGAUGCGUGCUCGCUUUUCACAGGUUGAUGGUAACUGGACCCAGCGUAUAACUAGCGACAUCGCGGGCUCCUACACUCUCCGAUCACACGUCAUCGUUGACGAGAAGCGCCUCUUGGAGUUGGUAGUGGACAGUCAGACUAGCUUGAACAUUAUUGACGGACCUAUGUUCGCUGCCGACAUAUUUGAGAUGGAGGGAACGGGUAACCAAAUCAUUACAUUCGUGGCUCAUCACCUGAUUGUCGAUGUGGUGUCUUGGAACAUAAUACUACAGGAUCUAGAAGGGUUCUUGUCACCAUCUUCCUACAGCCCUGCAAAAUCAGUCUCCUUCCAGAUGUGGAAUUCUAAACAACACGAACAAGCUCAGAAGCCAUCACUGGAGCAUGUAUUCCACGAUAUUCCGGUCCCUUUACAGGACCACCGAUAUUGGGGAAUGGAAGGCGUACCAAAUCUUCAUGGCGACUCCGUCACUGAGACUAUCAAGAUACCCACUGCCACAUCAUCCUUGCUCUCAGGUGGCAGCCAUGAUGUUGUUGACGUCUUGCUAGCAUCCCUGUUGGCCUCUUUCCGCCAAACCUUUCCAGACCGGGCUUCGAUGCCCCCCAUAUUCAACGAGGGUCAUGGGAGAGAGCCUCCUGAUGACGUUCUGGAUCUAUCACGUACCGUUGGAUGGUUUACCACUCUCUGUCCUGUCUAUCUCCCCGAGGUCAUUCCUGUUGAGCACGACAUCCUUGAUGUUGUGUGCUGGAUACGGGACUUUCGGAGAAAGCUUCCUGGCAACGGUCGACCUUACUUUGCUCAUAGCAUGUUGUCUGACUCAAAGACCCAGAUCGCUAAUCCGGAAUGGCCGGCGGAAAUUGCCUUCAAUUUCCUCGGCCAUACACAGGACUUUGGAACGGAGGACUCCGUUUUCAAGUCCGUCGAUGGAAACAUGUUGGACUCUUUGAGCUCACAAUCCGACAUCGGGGCCAACAUCCCACGCUUGGCACUCAUCGAAAUCUCUGCCUCCUUCACUAGCGACGGGCUAAGCUUCGACUUUUCCUUCAACCGCCACAUGGACCGCCAGUCGUCUAUCAGCAGCUGGAUCGAGAACUGUAGGGAGCAUAUACACCGCGCAGCCCAAAGGUUGUCUCAAGUCAUAUAUGAGCCAUCCGUGGACCUGUCUCUGCUUCCUCUAGCAUUCAAGAAGGAGUUCCAGGUUCAACAGAAUCUCGCUGAAGUGGGUAUCGCCUCUCUUGAUAAUGUUGAAGCAGUAUAUCCAUGCUCUUCGGUUCAGCAGGGCAUCCUCUUGUCCCAGAUCAAGGACCCUGGAUACUACUCUUACUCGAUCACGUUUUCAGUUACGUGCGUGCGAUCAGGCUAUUUAAUCGACGCGCAACGACUAUCAGACGCCUGGAAGCAUGUGGUAAUUCGUCAUUCUACGCUUCGGACCGCCUUUGUGGACAGUGUACUACAGGAGGGCGCUAUAAGUCAAGUUGUUCUAAGGAACCCUGAUGUCAAUGUUUCCAUCCUUGAAUGUCCCGACACAGAGGUAGACCAGAGGCUUAGUGCACUUCCACCACUCGGCCUUCCUAUGAACCAGCCACCUCAUCGUCUCACAAUCUUCAACACCGCAGAGGGUACAGUGCAGUGUGUUCUAGAAAUGAGCCAUGCCAUCUCCGAUGGAACCUCUAUGCCAAUUCUGUUCCGCGACCUUGGCCUGGCGUACGAGGGCAGCUUGGAUACUGUCAAUCUUGCAGUUUACAGGGACUACAUCUCUUUCUUGCAGCGAAGUGGAGGCUCUCAGGACGCCCAGUACUGGAAAGAGUAUUUGGACAGAGCUGAGCCUUGUUGCCUGCCUCUGCUAACCGACGGGACCACAAAUCCCAGGGCUCUUAGAACUCUUGACCAAGCUAUCUCGCAUGCUGCCGAGCUUCAGAUGCUUUGCAACGAAAGAGGCGUCACUUUAUCCAACCUGCUACAACUGGCUUGGGCGCUGGUCCUCCAAGCAUACACAGGCCUUGACGAUGUGUGCUUUGGCUAUCUUGUCGCUGAGAGGGACGUUCCGGUCAGUUGCAUUGAUGAGGCAAUUGGUGUAUUCAUCAGUAUGCUCGUCUGCCGAGUCCGCCUUGAUCCAUCCACCAGCCUCGGCGAUGUGCUGCGAGCCAUCCAAGAAGACCUCGCCACGGCUAUGAACUACAAGAAUGUCUCGCUUGCCAGCUUUCAACACGCCAUGGGUAUCUCUAACGAGCCUCUCUUCAACACCGCCUAUUCGUUUCAGCGCAGGUCAGUCUCCAAAGAUAUGACAACUGAUGCCAUUUCUUUCGACGUUAGAGAUGCGCAAGAUCCUAGCGAAUACGACCUGACUGUCAAUGUCGAAGUCUGGGACUCUAAUGUCGAACUGCAGUUAUGUUACUGGCAAGACAAAGUGUCAGACUCGCAGGCCAUCAACAUUGCCUCUACAUUUGACCAGGUCUUGUCCUCAAUUAUGAGAUGCGACACAGCACUUCCGAUAGGAGAACUCAACAUUCUCAGUGAACAUGGCAGACAGCAGUUGAUGUCGUGGAACAAUGCUGAGCCCGAGGUAUUGAACGAAUGUGUGCAUCGCGUCUUUGAGCACAAUUGCCAGCGACUACCCAGCCAUACACCAGCUAUCGAAGCAUGGGAUGCAAGCUUUACGUACUCUGAACUUGAUGCGGUGGCUUCCCAAUUUGCUCAGUACCUUGUCUUUCUUGGAGUUGGGCCCGAGAUGUACAUCCCGCUUUGUUUCGAAAAGUCGGCAUGGACCGUCGUUGCCAUGAUGGCAGUUUUGAAGGCUGGCGGCGCCUUUGUUCCUCUGGACCCUACUCAUCCACCUGAUCGUAUCAAGUUCUUGGUCAGCAAUGUUGACGCCAAGCUCAUUAUCUGCUCCACGUCCCUGACAGCCAAGUUCAAAAGCCUGGAUCUUCCGGCUAUUGCUCUUGGCAGGGAGACUAUGUCGUUUCUUCCCCCCGUUUUGCCGGGCUCUGCCAGAGUCAUGGUUCGGCCUGACAAUGCUGCCUACAUCAUCUUCACCUCAGGAACAACAGGUGUUCCCAAGGGUACGAUAAUCGAGCAUGGAUCAUUCACCACUGGAGGCACGGCUCACGCAAAGGCUAUUAUGAUGACAUCUACCUCUCGCGUGCUGCAAUUUGCGUCUCACACAUUCGAUGCCAGCGUCAUGGAGAUUCUUUCCACCUUGUUAGCGGGCGGCUGUAUCUGCAUUCCCAGCGACCAAGACCGCAUGAAUGACUUAUCAGGCGCCAUUAACAAGUUCAACGUGAACUGGACUCUUCUCACACCAUCUGUGGCAAGCGUUCUCAAGCCGGGUAGUAUUCCUACCCUCAAGGUCCUCGUCACCGGCGGCGAAGCAAUGUCAAGAGACCACAUUACGAAAUGGGCUGGCCAUGCUGCUCUGAUCAAUGCUUACGGUCCCAGUGAGACGGCUGUUAUUGCUGCAACGAGCAGAAAGGUUGAUCAUGACGGACACAUACUCAACGGGGACCCUGCUACUAUCGGGAAUGCUGUUGGUAGUCGUUGCUGGAUUGUAGAUGCGCGAAACCACAAUCGCCUAAUGCCAGUCGGCGGCAUAGGUGAGCUCCUCGUGGAAGGGCCUAUUGUGGCCAGAGGCUACCUUGGCAACGAGGCAAAGACGAAAGAGUCAUUCAUCGAACCUCCAUCCUGGCGUGCAGGUAUGAAGCUUGAGGGAGAUGGCAUAGGUCGUCUGUACAAGACUGGUGAUCUGGUCAUGUACAACUCGGAUGGUUCUCUCAAGUACGUAUCACGCAAGGACACACAGAUUAAACUCAAUGGACAACGUAUUGAGCUUGGUGAGAUCGAACACCAUGUCCAAGCCAACGUACCAGCCCACAUUCAAUCCGCUGUUGAUAUCGUUGUUCCACAGAGCAAGACAUCAACCAAGGCACUAGCCGUCUUCUUCACCAGCAGCGACGAUAAAGUCGAGGAUACGUCUACCCAAGAUAUGGAUCCACUCCUCACAACCAUGUCCAGUGCUUCGGCUGAACUUGCCCAGUCCCUCAAGUCCGCCGUCGGGAGUGCUCUACCAUCGUACAUGGUACCUACCAUCUACAUCCCACUGGCCAAGAUGCCAUGGACCUUGGCUGGCAAGCUUGAUCGCCAGAGACUCAAGGCUAUCGCCAAGUCUAUACCACCCCAGCGGAUGGCUUCCUAUAAGCUCUCUGGGACGGCUCGAACCGGAAACCACCCUACCACGCCAAUGCAGCGCAAACUACAGAAAGCCUGGGCCACAGUCUUGAACAUUCCCAUCGGCCAGAUCAGCAAAAGUGAUAGCUUCUUUAGACUCGGCGGUGAUUCAGUCGACGCCAUGAAGCUUGUUGCGGCGGCUAGGACGGAAGGCGUGGUCAUCACCGUCAUGGCCAUCUUCAACAACCCUGUCUUGUCAGAUAUGGCAACGUCAUGCAAACACUCAGAUGAAACUCUUGUCUCGAGCGUAGACUCGUUUUCACUCCUUUCAGACGUUGCAGACCCUUCAUUGCUUCUGCAUGAGCUUGCAGGUCGAUGCGGCGUCCAGGAGAGCCAGAUCCUGGAUGUCUACCCUUGUAGCUCUCUCCAAGAAGGUCUUGUUGCCUCGUCCUUGCAGCAGCCAGGCGCAUAUGUCGCUACAUAUGUUUUUGAACUUCCUUUGGGUAUCUCCAUAGAUCGUUUCAAGCUCGCUUGGCAAAAGACGAUUGAUCGAGUCGACAUUUUGCGAACACGUAUUGUGAACACCAUGUCGCUCAAGUCAUAUCAAGCUGUCCUUGCGCCCCAGGAAAUUGAAUGGGAGCAUCAUGACGACCUUGAUUCUGCUACAGCCAAGGCUGGAUCGAUACCUGAGCACAACGGAGGAGCCCUAGCCCGCUACAGUAUUGUCAACUCUCCUGAUGAUGGGGCUUGCCACUUUGUGUGGGUUAUCCAUCACGCGCUGUACGAUGCUUGGAGUAUGCCGUCACUGCUCAAGCUGGUUUCUCAGCUCUACCAUGGAGACACUACAGAUGAGCCCGUCGUCUACUACGCCAACUUUAUAAAGUACCUGGCCGACGUUGACACAGAAGCCUCUGACGAAUUCUGGAAGGCUAGGUUCCAAGACGCUUCUUCCGUAUCCCACUUCCCCAAAGUCUCUUCUGCAACAACCACGCAAUCAUGCCAUGAAUCUUUGACACAUACCAUCCAGUACAGCAGAAAUGACCUUGGCAUGGACAUAACGAUUCCAACAAUCGUCCGCGCAGCAUGGGCGCUUGUCCUGGGGUCUCAAACUGGAUCUGACGAUGUCGUCUUCGGCGAGACCUUGUCUGGACGUGACAUUGCCCUCGAUCAUGUACAAGACAUCCUUGGGCCGACAUUGACCACGGUGCCUUCAAGGGUUCAAAUUGAUCGGGAGGUUAGCAUUGGCGACUUGUUGAACAGUCUUCAUGAACGAGCUGCACAGGUGAUCCCCCAUCAGCAUGCGGGCCUCCAGCGCAUCAGACGUCUUGGUAAUGCCAUAUCAGUCGCCUGUGAGUUCCAGAACUUGCUGGUCAUACAGUCAUCCGACCAGGGAACGGGCCAGCAAGACCUGAUGAAUCCGAUCCAAGACAAGCUAGGUCAGCAAGGCUUCUUCACAUACCCACUCGUUGUCGAAUGCUCCAUCGAGACGCACGAGCUCGUCUUGACAAUUCACCACGACGACAGGGUCAUUUCAAGUUGGCAAACGCAGCGCAUCGCCCAGCAGUUCGAGGCGCUGGUGGAACAACUCACGGAUCUAUCGCUUCGACAGCCCACUCGCAAGGUAUCGGAACUUCGACUCUAUAGCCAAGAGGAUGUGGAGACUAUCAAGACAUGGAACAGCCGAGUCCUUGAGCCUUCAGAAGAGAGUAUUCCCAGCUUGUUCUGGCAGUCGGUGGCAACCAAGGGCAAUGACACCGCCAUUAGCGCCUGGGAUGGUCAACUCAGCUACGAUGCUGUUGCCCAGCACGCCACGAACCUCGCCAGAAUACUCGUGCAACAGGGUGUACGGGCUAAUGAGCUGGUCCCAUGCUGUAUGGACAAAUCCCUUUGGACGUCAGUCUCGAUGCUCGCUGUGAUACUCGCUGGCGGCGCCAUCGUUCCCUUGGACCCUGCACACCCUUCUGCUCGCCACGCCGAGAUCACCCUCGACUGCAAGGCCCGUGUUGCGUUAUGCGCACCGCAAUAUCAAGAGCGCUUCCGGGGCCUUGUCGGGUCUAUUGUUUUGGUCGAUGCCGAGCUGUUCACUGCCCAACUGCCUUGUCAAGAUGUUGCUCUGCAAGAUCUGCCAGCCGUUGCACCUCGAGAUGCCGCGUUUGUCAUCUAUACCUCUGGCAGUACCGGAAAGCCGAAAGGCGUAGUUAUUGAACAUGGGUCAUUUAUCACAAGCUCCAGGGCUUUCAUGAAACGCAUGAACAUUAGUCCAGCUUCGGGUGUACUCCAUUUUGCAUCCUAUGCAUUUGACAUCGCAAUGGGAGAGACAUUCGCUGCGCUCACCAUUGGUGCCUGUCUCUGCAUUCCUAGCGAGGAGAUGAGGAUGACCGAUCUUGCAGGUUCUAUGAACACGCUCGGGGUCACUUGGGCAUUCCUGACGCCCUCGCUUGCAAAUCUGCAGGAUCCCUCCAAGUUCAACACAUUGCAGACACUGGUUUGUGGAGGCGAGACUCUUACUCCCGAAACGAUCAGUGCCUGGGGAGACAAGGUCGAGCUUAUGAAUGGCUAUGGGCCAGCAGAGUGUACCAUGUUUGCGGUUGCCAACAGUGCCGUCUCCGCUACCAAGGAUCCUGCAAAUAUCGGCCACGCUAUGGACGGGAACCACACUUGGGUCGUCGAUCCCAGAAAUCACAACUGCCUUGCCCCUGUGGGAUGUGUAGGAGAACUGCUCAUCAGCGGCCCCAUUGUGACCCGCGGCUACUUGAACGACACGGAAAGGACGGCUGCAUCGUUCAUCAAGGACACAGCAUGGAUGCACUUUUUCACGAGCGAGCCCUUGCGUCUGUACAAGACAGGCGACUUGGUCAGGUAUUGUCCUGAUGGGUCCCUCGAGUAUCUAGGGCGCAAGGAUCAUCAGGUCAAGCUCCAUGGCCAGCGCAUGGAGCUCGGUGAGAUUGAGGCUCGUCUAGAGUCUGACCCGCGCAUUCGCCAGAUCCUAGUCAAUCUACCCAGAUCUGGCAUGUUCAAGGGCCGUCUGGUAGCCAUUGCUUCUCUCCAUGAUCCUUUGCCCACCGAGUCAUCCCUUGCUACGUCUGGUUUUGUCCCUAUCCCCGAUUCCGCCAUGGAUGCUGCCCGAACACAGAUUUGCGCGCUAAAACACGAUCUGGCCGAGACGCUUCCACCUUAUAUGAUUCCGUCAGUUUGGCUCGCCGUCCAAGCCAUUCCCCUCUUGCUCUCUGGCAAGCUCGACAGGGCUAGCUCUCACAGGUGGCUUGCUGAUACAGAUGUGGACUUUCGCAAAAUUGCUGUCGACCUGGAUCAUAGCCAAGAUGCCGUGGACACGGUAAUAACACCAGUUGGUCAGCAGCUUAGACGUAUCUGGGCAUCAGUCCUUGACAUUGCUGAGACGGAAACGCCUAUGGACCGUUCUCUCAUUGCCCUCGGCGGUGACUCCAUCAUGGCGAUUCAAAUACUUACUCGCUGCCACGACCAAUCCAUCGCAUUGACUAUGCAGGACAUCAUGAGCGCCAAGGCCAUUUCCGAGUUAGCCACAGUCGUCGCCGCCAAAGGACACCAAGUGCAGAGUGAAAUCAACCAACACGAGGAUGAGAACGAUCAAGCAUUCGAGUUGUCCCCGGUCCAGCGCCUCUUCUUCAACAACAGCGCCAAUAAGGACCGUGGAGAUCGCCUCAACCAAAGCCAACUCUUGUCCAUCAACAAAGCUGUCGGCAUAUCCAGCCUCCAAGAUGCUCUUGACGCUCUUGUUGAAAGGCACCCGAUGCUUCGCGCGCGGUUCAACAAAUCUUCUGAUGGGAAUUGGACACAACACAUCGCCUCACAUGUUCAGGGCUCAUGUGGCUUCCAACACCACGAGGUCGCUUCAGAAACCGACCUGAUUCCAAUCAUAGCCGCCAGCCACAGCAGUAUUGAUGUUUCUGGUCCUGUCUUUGCGGUCGACCUAUUCACACAGUCUAAUGGCUCUCAAGUAUUGUCACUUGUAGCUCAUCAUCUGGUCGUCGACAUCGUUUCUUGGAUUAAUAUUAUCCAGGACCUCGAGGCACUACUGACGUCUACCUAUUCGACAACAUUCAAACCCCUCUCGUUCCGCAGAUGGAAUGCUUUACAGAUCGAACAUGCCAAAUCUCUCGACAAUGGUGAACCUCUUCUGCCAUUUGCUAUCCAACCCGCCGAUUUGGAUUUCUGGGGCAUGUCAAAAACCGCCAACGUCUAUCGAGACAUGAAACAAAAGUCCUUUGUCAUUGCAGAGGCCGAUUUCGUUUCCUCCAUAUUGGGCGACUCGCACAGAGCCCUCAAGACUGAGCCACUCGAUCUAUUCAUCGCGGCAAUCCUCAAGUCUUUCGCACAGAGCUUCAACGAGCGGGAGUUGCCAACAUUGUUCAACGAAGGUCAUGGGCGCGAGCCUUGGGAUCAAACGAUUGACCUUUCACAAACUGUCGGAUGGUUCACCUCGCUCUGCCCUGUACACGUAUCACGACAGAGUCUCGACCACGGCGACGAAAUCGACCAUGUUCGUAGGGUGAAAGAUGUGCGCCGCAGCAUUCCUAGCAAUGGCCGCCCGUACUUUGCCCAUCGCUACCUCACUAAGUCAGGAAACCUCCAUCUCGGCAAUGAUGAACCAAUGGAGAUUUUGCUGAACUAUCUCGGUCGCACUCAACAAACAAACCACGGCGAUUCUCUCUUUAGCGCAGUCGACUUUCCAUUCACGGAGCAAGAUAUGAUGGCUAUUUCCGACGUCGCGCCUGAGACCUGCCGUCUGGCUCUAUUCGAGAUUACUAUAUCUGUACUUGAUGAGGGCAUUGGUUUUACCUUGAUGUACAACCGACACAUGCUUCACCAAGACGGUAUUGAGAAAUGGGUCUCUAACUGUAAGGAGAUCAUCAUCAAUACUACGAGAAAGCUAGCCGAGACCCCAUCUGCUCCCACACUCAGCGACUUUCCUCUCUUGCCCAUCAGCUACACGGAGCUGCACGAGAUCAUCACUACACAUCUUCCCAAUGCUCAUGUUCCGUUUGACAAGGUGGAAGAUAUGUACCCAUGCUCGCCUAUGCAGACUGGCAUAUUGCUCAGCCAGCUCCUAGAUCCAUCGCAAUAUCUGUUCCACGUUGUUCUUCAAGUUACUCUCCCCGAUGGCUCGGCCAUCGAUACUGCGAAACUCGUUCAGGCUUGUCACAAAGUCAUUGAGCGUCAUCCAGCAUUGAGAACUGUCUUUAUUGAUAGCUUGCGCCACGGUGGCUCAUUCGAUCAGGUCGUGUUGCGGCCUUUUGAGUCUCAGAUCAGUACUAUCAAGUGUCGGGAAAUCGACGUCAUGGCCGAGCUGAACUCCAGGUCUCUCAGCGAGACCAACAAAACACGCGAUGGCCCUAUGCUCCCCUAUCAGAUCACCAUCUGCGAGACGCCACAAGGAAAGGCUUUCAUGAAGCUUGAACUGAACCACGCGGUUACCGACGGCGCUUCGACAUCAAUCCUCCUCCGUGACAUAUCCAACGCAUACACCAACAGCUUGCCUCCAGCUCGGGCCCCUUCCUACAAGGAAUACAUCAAAUACAUUUCCAACCAAUCCACCGCGUCGAGUCUUGACUUUUGGAAAGGCUAUCUGUCGGGAUCAGAGCACACCGGAUUCCCAACAAUUAACCCAGACCUGAUGUCUCACCGCCGCCUAAAGUCUGUUGCAGUCCAGUUCGAUCGUUUCUCAGAGCUGCAAUCCCUUGGCUCCAAACUCGGGGUGACAUUCUCAAACAUGGUCAUGGUGGCGUGGGCUCUGCUACUUGGAGCUUACACAGGCCGCCAAGAUGUGUGCUUUGGCUAUCUGGCCUCCGGACGUGAUGCCCUCAUUGAUGGAGUUGAUGGCAUUGUUGGUCCUCUCAUCAACAUGCUCGUGUUCCGCUUCCAGUUUACGCCCGGAAUGCCUCUCAAGACACUCUUCUGCAGCGCUCGAGAUGACUACGUGGCUAGUCUACCGCACCAGCAUUUCUCUCUGGCUCGUGUUAGCCAUGCCUUGGGCCAAGCCAAACGGGGCUUCUUCAACACAGCCGUGUCCAUCCAAAACGCCGGUGUAUCAAGUGGCUCCGAGUCCACCUCGCUCACCUACGAAGCCGUCGAGGCCUAUGACCCAAGCGAAUACGCCGUCACGCUGAACGCCAAUGCCACACGAGGUGACCAAGGUAUUCUCUUCCGUUACUGGACCAAUGUACUUUCAUGCUCGCAAGCCCAGGACCUCGCUGUCAACAUGUCCGAGCUGCUGAACGACUUUAUCGAUCACAGCGAGAGCGCUCUGUCCCAUCUUCGAAUAUCACGGAGUUCACCGGUGAUUAGCAGUGUGUACACACAUUCGCCCGAGGUUGACGGCUGGGCGUCCCAUCAUGACGAUACGAACAGCCAACCCAAGAUGCACAGCUCGGGAAUCAGUGCAUCUUCGACUUUGAUCGAUAUUGGUGACGCAGCCUCCAUGUCAUCAAACAUGUGUGAUUCGUUUUCGCGGGAUAGGAAGCAUCUCCACAACAAACUGUCAGCAUUAUGGAGAGACAGUCUCGAUUCUGAGGGUUGUGCAAUCUCACCUACUGAUAACUUCUUCGAAUCCGGCGGUGAUUCAAUUAUCGCCAUGUCAAUGGUGGGCAAUGCGAGAGAGCUGGAUUUGCCGCUUACUGUUGCCGAUAUCUUCAAAUAUCCAGAAUUCGGUUCCUUGUUGGAUUGCCUCAACGACAAGUCAUACAGGGAUGAUGACAGAGCUUCUGGUCAUGACCACAUGGAUUUCUCUAGCUCCAAGAAGGAGAAUCACAACACGAGUGAACAACUUUACAGGCCCCUCUCCAUGCUCGAAACAGUUGACGCUGAGCUAUUCGUGCGAAACCAUGUCUGUCCUGUUGUCGGCGUGUCCCGAGCCAGCAUUAUCGACGUCCUCCCAACCACCGACUUUCAAGACCAGGCCAUCCAUGGGAGCCUUCUCAAGUCACGAUGGCAGCUCAACUACUUCUAUCUUGAUUCUACAGGCUCGCUUGACAUCUCCCUACUACAAGAAAGUAUCACAAACGUUGUUGCCGCUUACGACGUGUUGCGCACUGUCUUCGUCUUCCAUCAAGACCGUUACUUGCAGGUCAUCCUCCGACACGCCCAACCCACGCUCAUUGUUGAAGAGGUUGAGAGCAUCGAUCAAUUUACUUCAGAACUUGGAUUGGCCCAUCAGCACGAGGUUCCGCUUCCUCAGGAACCCUCCCUCCGCUUCAUAGUAGCGCGACAAAAGUCGUCGGAACGACAUCGAAUCUUUAUCAGGAUAUCUCACGCGCAGUAUGACGGCUUGUGCUUCCCAACUAUCCUACAGAGUUUGAAAGCUUCAUUUGAGGGAGAACCUAUCCAUCCCACACCCUCGUAUGCAAGUUACAUCCAGAGGGUGUUGGGGAUGAACAAACAAGGAUGCUACGCGUACUGGAGAGCCCUUCUGAAGGAUUCUACUCCCACAGAUGUCAUCCAAAGACAACGUAGUUCCUUACAAGCAAGCCCUACCCAAGUCUUGAGAAAGGUCGUGUCUACACCCUCGCUCGCGUCAGUCAACACCACAACCUCUACUGUCAUCAAGGCUGCCUGGUCAACAGUAUUGGCAAAAGUCACAGGGAAGACGGACGUUGUUUUCGGUAACAUUAUCAGUGGACGCAAUGGCAGCAAGGUGCCCGGAAUCGAAAACAUUGUCGGCCCUUGCCUGAACGUGGUUCCCGUACGUGUUCGUCACCGACCCUCUUGGACCGUUCUGGAUCUCCUUCAAUACAUCCAAAGUCAGCAGGUGGACAAUAUCCCGUAUGAAACACUGGGCUUCAGGGAGAUUAUCAACAAGUGCACUGAGUGGGAUGAUGAUGGAGCUAACGGCUUUUCCACUGUUGUCCAGCAUCAAAGUAUGCCGCAGACAGAGAGUUUCGCAAUUGGGCAAAACACGUACCAAGUUGGUGUGAUGGGUUCGCAAGAAGACAGUGCUGACUUGAGUGUCGUGACUACGCCUCAAGAUGCCAACAGCACUGAAGUCUGCUUGAUUUACACUGGAGAUGGAGCUAUAAGCACGGCCUUCGCGGAGCAGAUAUUUAACUCUCUCUGUGAUAGGAUUUCAGUAUUCUCAAAGGACCCCUAUGCCCCAUUGUAG